Caenorhabditis auriculariae is the source of this 18257-nucleotide messenger RNA. The record is from the annotation of a GenBank genome assembly. NCBI's taxonomy places the organism in Eukaryota, Metazoa, Nematoda, Chromadorea, Rhabditida, Rhabditidae.
AUGCCUCCAGGGCCUUCACCCAGAAAAAGAGGUCGUGGCGGAGGUGGUCCUUCAGUUCGUGGAGCCAAAAAUGCGCCCAGAAAGUCGCAUGGACAGAGAAAAGUUUACAGAUCUUUCAUUUUUCCGAAAAGAAAGAAAAUUUAGCACGUUCAAGAGGCCGUAGAAGAAAAGGCGCAGGCAGAAUGGGACUUUUCGCAGUUCGAAAAAGAGCCGACGAGCGCUGAAGACUUAGAACUUAAUAUGAUCAAUUCGAAAUUGCUUAAAGAACCUGAAGAGGAAGAAUUUGAGGAUAUUCCGACGGCGAGAGACGAACUGCUUGAAAUACAGCUUUCUGAAGUAUCAGGAAUAAUCUUAGAAGCGAGAUCAUGAGUUCUUUUUCAGAAAUACCAAAGAGCCCACCAUCUAUAUGAAAAUUUCCUGCAAAUUUCGACGGUUGGCGAUAUCGCGGCGAUUUAUCGAAAUCGAGCGGUUUGGACCAAUUUCACUUUGGAAGAGUUGGUCCCUCCGGCGGCUAAUAUUUUCUAUGCCGUACCUUCGACAAGGUGGAUUUUAAGCCAAAAAAAAAUUUUUUCAGAUCUUAAAAAAUGCAGAAGACUUGUAUACCUAAAAUACCAGAGAUAAAGGUUAAAAAAAAAUUUUUUUAAAUAUUUUUUUCUAUGCGUCUUCAAAAAUCUUCAGUAACAGCUUUGAGCCAAGGAAAAUUCGAUAAAAUACGUUCGAUUAUGGAUUGAAAAAUUUUUUUCUGCCAUCUCUUUUUUUCAAAUACUUUUCAGCUUUUUUUGAAAUUGCACUAUAUUUUUUUCCUAUGCUCCAAAUUUUUUUAUUAGUUCCAGCUUUAAAAAUUUCUUCUAGAAUGUCAAAAAAAUCAAAAAAACUCUGAUUAGGCUUUUUAUUUGCAAAAAAACUGCCUAAAAUAGAAAGUUUUGGUUUUCUUCGUUUUUGGACAUUUUUUUGAUUUCUAGAAGCCUAGUAGCUGUUAUUAUUGCUAGUUUUUUUUGUUAAAAUUCAAAAAAAUCGUUGAAAAAAAGCCUAGAAAACUUAAUUUUUCCGUGAUUUUUUUGGCAUAUUUUGAAUUUCAUACGCUUUGUCAUUCAAUUGGUAAAAAAAUAAAUUUCGCCUUCUAAAAUUAUUAUUUUUUUGUACAGUUCAGUGAUUUUUAACCUUGUUCAGCAAGGCUUUUUUUCGAAAAGAAUAUUCAUUUUAAUAAAUUCCCAGGCCGGCCGUUUUUUUACUACACGGGGAUGUUGAUUCACGAAGUCACUCAUUUGUCUUUUUAAUCGGAGGGAAAAUCCGCAGUUUGGUAAUGAAAAAUUUGAAAAAAAUUAUAAAAAAAGCGAAUUUUUCAGCCGUGGAGUUUGCCGUUGAAAAAAAGACGCCGUGGUCCAACUUGUGGCCGUUUUUUUGAAAAGUAUUUGAAUGAUACGGCGAGUGUCAGAGCGGCCACGGAGCUUCUGACGGUUGGUUUUCAAUGAAAAUUGGGUUUGAAUGAUUUUUUUCCGAAGAAAAUGUGUUCAAAAAUAAUUUUGUUUUUCAUUAAAAAAAUCUGUUAGAAAGGCUCCUUUUUCCUAGAAAAAUUAAAAAGAUUUAGAAUUUUUUUAUUGAAAAAGAUGUUAAAAAUGACCGUUUUGUGAAGAAAUUUCGAUGAAAACAGCUUUCCUUUAUUGAAAUUUCGCUUAAAAUUGGUUUUUUCUCAUUGAAAAAAAGGGUUGAAAAUGGCUUUUUUUGUAAAAUUUAGCUGAAAAUUAGUUUUUUUGAACAAAUUUCAUGAGGAGAUGGCAUUUUUUUCUGUAGAAAUUCAAUUCAAAAUUGUGGUUUUUGAUAAAAUUCAGUUGAAAGUUGUACUUUCCUGUAGAGUUUAUAGAUGAAAUUUGUAAUUUUAAAAAAAUUAGGUUGAAAAUUGACAUUUUUUUGUGGAAAUUCAGUUGGAAAUUGUAGUUUAUUGAAGGAAUUUUUGUAGAAAAAUGACGUUCCUUGUUCAAUUUUUGCCGAAUUGGUUUGAAAAAUUUAAGUUUUUCUGAAGGAAAUUUCGCUGAAAAUGCCGUUUUUUUCUAGUGGAAUUCUGAUGAAAUUGCUUUUUUUGUUGAUCACUGCUUUUUUUCUGUAAAAUUUAGCUAAAAAAAUUUAUAGUUUUUUUGAACAAAUUUCCGGAGGAAAUAAUUUUUUUCUGUAGAAUUUUUGAUUCAAAAUCGUGUUUUUUUAUUGAAAUUUAGUUGAAAAAAAUGUACUUUCUUAUAGAAAUUUCAGUGGAAGUUCUUAGUUUUUUUAAGAAUGUUCAUAUUUUUUUCGCUCAAAUUUUUGAUGAGAAUAGCUUAUUUUGUAGAAAUUUUGCUGAAAAAUUAUUAUUGAAAGUAUGUUUUUUUCUAAUGAUAUUCUGUUAAAAAAAUCGUAGUUUUUUUGGAGAAAAAAAUUAUUGAAAUUGACUUCUUUUUGUAGAAAUUAUGUUGAAAAAUGGCUUUUUUUCGUUGUAUAUUUGUUAAAAAAAUGUUUUUUUGUUUCGUGGAAAUUCUGCUCAGAAAACAGUUUUUUUCAUUAAAAUUUAGUUGAAAAUGGCUCUUUUUUUAGUUUCAGAAGUUACCUUAUAAUAGAAUUUCAGCAUAGAAAAAAAGAUUACAAAUCUUCUUUCCCGACAAAAAUUCAAAAAAAUGAACUUUUUUUCACUAUCAAAAACUUGAAAACUCCAUUAUUUUUUUCCUUUCCAGUGGUCCUGCGGGCUGACCUCGGAGCUGAGCAUGCACAACAGCGGGCGGCCCUGCGCCCUGCAGGCCGGCCCGGGCGCCGAGAACCUCCUGGAGGUGUUCAUGUCCUGCGAACCCAUCGCCGCCCUCAUCCGAAUCACCGACCUUUGCGUCCAAUUCCUCAUCGAUCGGGUCCCCGAAAAUUGUAUGAAAAUGCUCUUCGAAGCCUCUCGCCAUGGGGCGCACUUCAACUGGGUCUGGCUUCAUAUCGUGUGGGUUUUUGAGGAAAUGGAGCAAAUCUAAGCUCUUAAACAAGAUGUUUAGGCCAGGUACCUGAUUUUGUGGGUUUGUGAGUAGAUGGAAAAAAAAAAACCUAUGGCUUUUAAAGGUUUUAAAAAAGGUUUACAGCCCUGGCUCUGGAUUUUGUGGGUUUUUUAGUGGAUGGAAAAAAAUCCAUGACUUGUAAAGGUUAAAAAAAAGAUUUUUAGCCCUGAUUUUGUUUUCUAUGUGCUUUUGGAGCUAGAUAAAAAUGUUAAAACUAGAAUUUUAGGCUAGGUACCGGAUUUUGUGGGUUUUUGAGAGAUUAAAAAAAAUUUAGGGCUUGGUAUAGCUUUCAAAGAAGAUUUUUAGGCUUUGCUUCGUUUUUUGUGUGCUUUUGAAGCUAGAUAAAAAUGUUGAAACAAGAGUUUUAGUAGUAAAAUGGACAUUUCUUUAAAUUUUUUCAUGAUUAGAAAGAACCAAACCCUUGAUAACCCUAUGGAAGAGGAAUGUUAGAAGAGAUUAUUGAAAUUUUUCGACUAAAAUAAGGAGAAUACACGUUUUUAUCAGGUGAUGAUCCAUUUGUUAAGGAAAUUUAAUGAUUUAGAAGCUUUUUAAUCGUUUAAAAACCAGGAUUAUUUGUUUUAAAUUUUUAAAAAAAUAGCCAGUUUUUGGACUAUGCCAUUUUUUUAGAAUUUUUAAAACUAUAGAUAUGCGAUUUGUUAAGAUUUAUGUUUUUAUGAAUUUUUUUGAGUGAAAAAAACAAUUUUUAAGCCUUAAAAGAAGAGUUUUUUUGAUGUAAAAUACAGGAUUUUUCAGAAUUUUUUUCAAGAUUUAAAGAACCAAACGCUUGAUAAUCUUGUGGAAGAGGACUUUUAGGAAUUGAUAAUGAAUGUUAUUUGGAUUUUUUUCGACUAAAAUAAGGAGAAUACACGUUUUCAUCAGAUGUUGGUUUGUAUUUUUGCGGGUUUUUUUGAGUUAUUAGGAAAAAUCUGUUUGAGAACCUUCUGAAAAAAAAUUUUUUUAUGUCUUAAUAAGGGAAAUUUCUAAAAUUUUUGACCAUCAGGCUUCUUGGAAAACGCUUUAAUUAGCCUUGGCUUCAUUUUUCGUGGUUUUUUGAAGGAUUGGGAUGAUUUUGAAGCUUUGAAAGUUGAAGAAAAAAAUAGUUUUGAGUGCGAAAUGCAAAGAAAAGUGGUUUUGUAGCUUUACGAACAUGUGAAUUAAUUUGAAUACUAUUCUCAAUUUUUCAAGGCUUUUUUUUUGCAGUAGAAGCUUCCCCAGCUUGAUAGCCGAACAUUUGCUGGCGACCGGCGCCGAACAGUUCAAAAUCUACGUUGAAGACAUCGCCCUCAAGAAGAAAUCUCAUCAAGUUUACAAUGAAAAUCUUCAAUUUUCUGAUUUUUGAUCCGUUUAGACACAGCCCCAAGUGAUCAGCACGAUCCAUUCGGAAUAUCAGACAAAGUUCCUGGCCAUUUCCGACGUUUUCAAUUUUCUGAUGCGAAAAAGGAGUCCUGAACUGCAGGAUCUUGUGACGAACAUGUUGAAGGUGACUGGAAGUGGCCACUUGAGUGGCUCCUCGAGGACACUGAAGUGACCACUAAGAGCACCUCUAUAGAAGCCACUAUAGUAGUCCCAUUUUUACUGGGAUGAGUUAAAGUGGUCACUUCAGGGUUUUGACAACUUUGCGGCCUCUUUAGGGUUUUGACAACUUAGCGGCCGCUCUAGGGUUUUGACAGUUUAGCGGCCACUUUAGGGUUUUGACGUUUCGGUGGCCACUUUGGGGUUUUGACUUUUUAGGAUUAACCUCUUUAAAAGCCACUAUAGUUCUAUUUUUACUGGAAAAAGUUGAAGUGGUCACUUUAGGGUUUUGGAGUUUCAGGGAUCCCUUUUAGUAGUUGAAUUAGUGGCCACUUAAGUGGCUCAAUUUUAGUGGCCUCUCUAGAAGUCCUGCUAGUUCUCCUAGACCCCUAAAACUACUACAGUGGCUCUUCUAGAGGUGAUUAAAGUGGCCCCUUCAGUGCCCUCCCCAAGUAGUCCUUGAGGAACCUCUUGAGUGGCCACUAGAUUUUUUUCCAGUAGAUCAUUCCAAGAUAAAGUUGAUUGAACCAGUUAUGGUUCAUAGACCCCUAUAGUGGCCUCUGAACUUUUCAAUGGUUCUUAUAAAGAGACCACUUGAGGGAUCACUAGUUUGACUACUAUAGUGGCCCCUUAAGCUUCAAAACUCUUAAGUGGCCACUCAAAAUUUCCGCAGUCGAGCAGGAAAAAAGAGUAGAGGACCGGUGAAUAUCACAUAAAAAAAAUGCAAUUUUUAAAUAAUUUUACUGUUUCAUACUAAGUUUUCGAUCAUGGAACAAAAUGACCUCGUUUAGGAAAGUCUGAACUGCGACCUGGACCCCGAAACGAAAGCUUUUUCGAAUUUGAGCUUGACCUUCUUCCUGAAACUCGUCACCUGUUCCAUGGAGACUUUGAGGCUUCUGGUCACCCAGAAUCUCAGUCUAGGUUUAGUUGUUCUCAUGAGAGAAGGUUCUUCGAGUUAGGACCCUUUUCUCGAUGACUAUCAGCUAUACGGAUGUUUUUGCCAUUUAGUAUAGUUUUGAGACCUUAAAGCCCGAAAAAAAUUAAUUUUCGGGGAAUUUUUUGAACCAUGAAGCUCCAUAGUCUCAUAGUAAUUGGCCGUUCUGACUUCUAGGGAAUCCCUGGGCUUCGAAAGAAAAUCCGGAAGAUUAUUGUGAGAAAUAUUGAGGACUUAGGAACUCAUAUUGAAGCUUCAGUCAGGUCGAUGAUUUUUCCUAUCAAGUUGAGAGAAAUAUCAGAUUUUUAAAUAUUUUUUUGAACAUUUUUGAAUUUUUUUUAGAAUUUUUUUGACUUCUAGAGCUUUGAUGAUUUUUUUCCUAUCAAGUUGAUUUUUUUGAAAGAUUUCACAUUUUUUUGAUGCUUUUUAGAACUUUUUGACGUCUUAAAGUUAGAUUUUUUUCUUUCUCGGGAAUCUCAGAAAUUCAUAAAAAUCCGGCCGUUUUUUUACCAAAAAAAUCCGUGAGCUCUGAAAAAAAGUUGAAUUUUUUUGAGAUAGAUUGUAGACUUUUUAAACAUUAUCACUCCACUAAAAGGCAGAUUUUGUAGUUUUUAAAAAAUUUAACGUUUUUUGAAGUAUUUCUCAGCCAUUUUUCAUCAAAAAAAUCAAGCAGAAAUUCAUCUUUUUUCUUUUUUUUAAUAUUCAGAAUCUGCAAGCUUUGCAAAUUUCCAGCAAAUUUCAGAAUUAUCCAUGAAAAAAAUGCAAAAAAAUAAAGAUCUUCAGUGACACCUCAAAACUUGGUUCGGGCUGUCCGACAAGUUCUAUCAGUGGACCAGUCGAUCGUCCUCGCCAACCAGCCGUCUUAUAAAGAUUUCCUACAAAAAGUCGUCGAAGUCAUCGACGCCAACACCCACGGAACCGUCUUCGAAACCCUCGUCCGAUUCGUCUUCGACCAGGAUGUUUAUAAAGGUUGGAUAUUUGGUUUGAAAUGAGCGUUGCCUACUGAAGAAGAAUCCUUGUUCGGGUGUUUGAAAAAGCGGAAGCUUCGUAUGACUCACAAUUGAACUGAAAAAUGGCUUUUCGUCUGCUAUUUCAAACUUUCCGACGGGAAUUUUCGGACGGUUGCCGUAGAACUUUUCGUGACUUCAAAAUGAAAUUGUGAAGCUGAUUCUUCUAUUUUUUUUUCGAGGAAAAAUGAACUCUUUUCAAGCGUUUUCGGCUUCAAGAUUAUCUUUUUUCUGUGGUUUCAAGAAAAUCUUUUCAGCUUCAGAAUAAAUUUUCCAGGCUUCAACAGAUCGGAACGGGAUAUUGAGGAGUAUCAAUUCAUGAGAGGCGGUGCCUAUAAUGUUCUGGUGAGGAUUUGAAAUAAUAAAACGAUUUAUUCUGAGAGAUCCUCCUGAGAAUAAGGUUCAGAAAGAUAUAAAACAAUGUGAAAAAGUAUUUUUUUUGAAUGUUUUGAAAAAGCGGAGAAGAUAUAUUUUUUUCAAUUUCAAGCAACUUUGGCUGAUUUUUAAAGUUAUUAGCCCACUAUCAAUUCAUCUUAUCAGGCUCUUUUAUUCUUUAAAAAUCAUUAAGAAAAACCUUUUUUUGUUAAUCUUUCGGAAUUUAUCCAAAUUCACGCGAUUUUUCGAGAUUUCACCUGUUGAAAAAUCUUGAAAUCUGAAUAAAAUACAUUGGGGACUGUGAAAUGUCAUUAAAAACCUUAUUUUUUUAGAUUUCUAAGGGUAGAAAAAAACAUGAUUUUUUUGAGUUUUUUUCGAACAUUUAAAAUACAAUUAGUGAAAAUUUAAAACGUAAAAAAAACGCAAUUUUUUUAAAAUUUAGAACGGUAAAAAAAUAUAAUUUUUGGGUUUCUAAAACGUGAAAAAAACAUAAUUUCGUGUUUUUUUAGUACAGUAAAAAAACAAAAAUUUGAUUAUGAAAGUCAGAAUUUUGGAAUAUUAAAAAAAACAAUUUGAAAUUUUUAGAGAGAAAAAAAAUACUUUUUCGAGUUUUUUUCCGAUUAUGAAAAAGUAUAAUUUUUGCGUUUUUCCGAACAAUAAAAAAAAUAUAAUCUUUGAAACUUUACGAACAACAAAAACCUGAUUUUUGUCUUUUCAGAACAGGAAAAAUAUAAAUUUUGAGUGUUUUCGAUCAUGAAAAGCAUAGUUUUUGGAUAUUUACAACGUGAAAAACAUGAUUUUCGGGUUUUCAGAACGUUUUAAAAAUCAUACUUUUUGAAUUUUAGAUCAUGAAAAAUACGAAUUUAUGACUUUUUAGUACAUGAAAAAUAUGCUUUUUGAAUUUUUAAAACAUGAAAAAUUCGAAUUUUCAAGUUUUUAGAACUCGAUGGUCGGCCGGAUAACGAGAAUCGCCCACUCCCCGGGCACCGAUUUGUGCCCUUCCGAACACCCUUCGAUUUUGGCCUUUUCCCACGGCCCGAAACUCCAAUUUCUCAUCGAUUCCAUGUACCAAAAUACGACAAGGUACUGGAAAAUCAAAAAAAUUCGGAGAAAUCUUAAAAUUUUACAGUUCCACCCUGUUGAUACGACAUUUACACGCGGUCGCCAUCGCGUUUGGCGAAAUGAAAGCGGCGGAAAUCGUCUUGAGAAUUCUGAUGACGACUCCGGAGGACAAACCACAAUUUGUGGGUUCUUUUCAGAGGGGAUUGUAGGGAAAUGUGUCGCGAAAAGCUAUUUUUUGAUUUUUAUUGACCUUCAAUCAAUAAUAUCCCAGUUUGUGAUGAGUUUGGCUCAAUUAUUAUGAAAACAUACGGUUGAGAAAAUUUUGUUCAGAGAUAUUUUAACAAAAAAUUGAUUUUUGGAAAAUUAAGAGCAGUAUCUUGGUUUCUUCGACCCUUUAAAGAUUUAAAAGAACUCAAAAGUUACUUCAGAAAAAAAACGUUGCAGCCUAAUACACACAAAAUCACACUUGAGAACCCUAGAGUGGCCCCCAGAGAGCUUAGGGAAAGACAGUGCCCCUAUAGGGCUAACGCUCAUUCCGUCCCUAUAGGGGAUCAGGUCCCCUAAAAAUUAAGUGGCACCUAUAGGGGUCCAGUGUUGUUCUGGUUGACUGGUAUUCUUGCGAAAAAGUUCCAUCCGUGGUGUUGAACGUGUUAUAGCAUAAUUGUGGUCUUAUUAUCCUUUUUGCCUUGCCAGGGCAAAAAAAGACCGCCCAUUCUGUUAGCAGAAGCAAGCCGAAUUGCGUGACCGGUGUACCGUUAGCCGCCAUUUAUGACGUUGCCUCCCCAUCAACGCGUAGAGGUGGUACUUGAAGGGGACACUGGAUGACCGAUUGCAUAAGAUCUUCUGGAAAACGUGUGGUCCACGCUUCGAUCAAUAAAAGGCACUAAAAGGCAAUAAAAGGUCGAAAGCGAAGAUGGACCAUCUAAGUAGUAGUAGUAAGUAUAGGGGUCCUAAUUUAAUUUGAAACUGAAAAAGACCUAUAGGGACCACUAGCAUGCUCCCCUAGAGUGCCCAUUUUUUAAAGCUGUAGUGACCCUUGAAGGGGGAGAUGGGGGUCCCCAGACCUCUAAGGUCCGGGAAAGUUUGGAAAUUUGUCCCCUAACCCCUCUAGGGACCACUCUGGCGUUUUUAAGAUAAGCAGCUGGUUUUUUGGUGAGAAAAAAAGUUCGGAAUUCUUUGGUUUUUUCGUCAAAAAUCUGAUUAUUUUCCCAUCCUUCGUUAUUCUGAAGUUUUUAAGGUCGAAAAUUGCCGUUUUAUAUGAAUUUUCUACGAUUUUCAAGCCAUGUAGGAAGUUUUUUUUCCAACUUGAAGAUAGGAAAAUUUUAUUUAGCAUAAAUUUCAGUUUCUGAAUCUCAAAAUUUUUGGAAAAAAAAAUUUUAUUCGUCAAAAAUAGUGAAAAAUUAUUUGCGUUUUUUUAAGAUUUUUUUCGUGAAUUCCUCGAAAUUUGGAACUUUUUUUGUAACCUUUCUGUUCUUUUUUUAGGCUUUUCAGGGAUAUCUGAACAUUUUUUGAACCUCUUUGAAAAGUAUUUCCUUUUCCAGCUCUACCUGUUCACGGCGUUCCUCACCUCGACGGCCAAAUUUUUCCCGAAUAUCAUGGAAAUAUUCUACAAGGAAAUGUUCGCCUUGAAAAUGAUGGUCGAAAAUGAUAUGGACCUAGGUUUUUCAAAAGAAAAAUGGUAUAAAUCCACUCAAAAAUGUCAUUUUAAAGCUCCCGAAGGCCAAAACGAAAUGCGAGCGAAUUUGGCCCGAAAUGUCCGAAUUUUACUGGACUGGGAAUCGAUGGCCGACGAUUUUCAUCCAAUCACCUUCUUGGGGGUUUUUUUAGAAAAUCAAUAAAAAUUAGAAAAAAAUAAAUAUUUUUUUAGACUUUACCCAAAGGGAACACCUGGGAACGGCUUUAUCGACGAUUUUUCCAAGAUUUGAUCGAUUUGGCGACGGAUUUUGAUCGAUGUUGGUGGUUUGAAAUGCGGAAAAUUUUCUUUUUUAGAGCUUUGAUGUUCAAAAAAAGCAUUGGAAAAAUUGAAAAUUAGUAGAAAUAUGGGAAUUUGAGGUGAAAUCGAGCAUUUUUGUAAUUGGAUAAUUUUUUUUUUCAAUUUUACGAUUAUUGAUCGAUGGAAAAAUGAGUUUUGAACCUAUUUUGGAGCUAUUUUUCACGAAGUUAUUGGAUUUUAAGACAAAAAAGAAAUUAGUGAAGCUGAUUUGAGAAGAAAACCCCGGAAAAAGUUCCUUUAGUGGACGAAAUAGGGACCCCUAGAGGGCUCAAGGGUCCAGAAAAUUUGAAUCGAAGCCAAAAUUCUUCUUCUUAGGAGCUCCAGAGUGGUCCCUAGAGGUGCUAGGCAAGAAAACGGUCCCUAUAGGGAAUGGAAUAUAGAGUUCCCUAAAGGGCUGAAACUUAGGUGGUCCAUACAGGAAAAAAAACCUGAUUCCUGAGCCCCUAAAGCUUGAGUGGUCCCUUCAGGGGUUUUUAAACUUUUUUUUUUCUGGUUUGAGAGUUGGAUGGACGUACUAGGAUGCUCCUCUAGAGUUUGCAAGUUUUAGUGCCCCCUAUAGGAGGAGGUAUAGUGGUCCCUAGAGGGGAAAGGUACAGGAGCCCCUCUAGGGACCACUAUAGCGUUUCUAAGUGAUUGAUUAUAGUUCCUUUCCUGAUUUUCAUCCAUCGGAAAAAGUUAAUAAUUGAGGAAUUGCCUUUUUUGAUUGAAAAGUUCUCAUUCAACUUAUUUUUAAACCCAGAUAAAGGAGAAUCAAUAAGUGGUCCCUCUAGUGACCACUCUUGCACUCUGAAGUAUUCGAGUACAUUUUUUUAUCGAUCGCAAAAAAAUGAGAAAUUUUUGAUAGAAAAUGUCGUGAAAAGUAAGAAAUGAAUAAAAUAUGCUUAAAAACUUGUUAAGAGAUUUUUUUUUCAUCUUUUUAAGGUCUGAAAAAUUAAUUUCUUCCUUCAGAAAGACAAAAAGAAGUUCCUUAUCUUCUUGAUUUCAGAGCAAAAUGGUCCCAAAAGCGUUGGAAGUUUUCCGGCUCGGCUAUCGGUUAAUAUCGGCCGUUUUUGCCAUAAACUCGCCAAAACCUAAAUAUGUCAGUAAUAAAUUGUUUCUCUCUCUGUUCUUUUUUCGUAUUUUCCCACUACAAUCCUCAUUUUCAGCACCGGAAAGUCCUCAUGGAGAUCUCAGUUUUGUACCGAUUAUUGUCGAAAUUGGCAAUGUUCCUGCAGUUGGCCCUGUCCGUGAUUGGAAGAGGUGAGUUUUUAGUGGGGGGGAUGGGGGAAGGGGGGAAUAUUUAGGGCCCACAAAUAACCCUAGAAGUGGGAGUUCAUACUUAAGAACUACAGAGUGGUCCCUAUAUGGGUUAGGAGAAAAACAUACCAUACUUAUGAAUUCUAGAGUGGUCCCUAUAGGGGUUAGGGAAAAGACAGAACCUACAUAGGUAUUCUAGAGUGGCCCCUGAAGGGAUUUAGGGAGAAAAAAGUCCCUAUAUAUGACGAGAAAGUGAUCUCUAAAGGGGUAAAAAUGAGGUGGUCACUGUAGGGGUUUGGGGUCUGAGCCCUUAUCCCCUUAUGAUCAAGUGGUCCCUAUAGGGGUUAGAGAAAAAAACAGGCAAUACUUAGGACAUGUAAAGUGGUCUUUAUAGUGGUUCGAAAAAAAAACAGGUCCCACUUAGUAAUCCUAGAGUGAUCCCAAUAGGAGUUAGGAAAAAAAAAACAGACCCUACAUAGGAAUUUUAGAGUGGCCCCUGCAGGGGUUAAGGGGAGGAACAGACCCUACAAAGGAGUUCUAGAGAGGCCUCCAUAGGGGUUAGGGGAAAAACAGCCCCUAUAGGAGAGUAGUCCUUAUAGGAGUUUAGGGUGUGACCCGUUAGCCCCUAACGAUCAAGUGGUCCCUAUGGGGGUUAGGGAGAAAAACAGGUCCUACUUAGUAAUUUGAGAGUGAUCCCUAUAGGGGUCAGGAAAAAAAAAAACAGACCCUACCUAGGACAUCUAGAGUGACCCCUAUAAGGGUUAAGGGAAAGCAGCUCUUACUUACGAAUUCUAGAGUGAUCCCUAUAGAGGUUAGGGUAAACAACAGGCUCUUUUUAGGAAUUCCAGAGCGGUCCCUGAAGGGGUUAGGGGAGGAAAAAGACCAUAUAGGUGACGAGAAAGUGAUACCUAAAGAGGUAAAAUUGAGGUGGUCAAUAUACGGGUUCAAGUUCUGAGCCCCUAGCCCCUAAAGCUCAAAUGGUCCCUGUAGAAGAAAAACAGUCCCUAGAAGGUACGAUAAAGUGGUCCGUAUAGGGGUUUAGGAUCUGACUUCUCAGUCCCUGAAGCUCGAGUGGUCUAUGUAGGAGUCAGGGGGGAAACAGGCUUCAAUUAGGAAUAUUAGAGUGGUCUCUUUGGGGCUGAAAGAAGAAACAGCCCCUAUAGCGGACCGAAAAAUUCUCCUGAGUGGAGUAAAGUUUAGGAGGUCCCUACAGAGGUUAAGGGAUUUGUCUCAAAGCCCCCAGAGCUGAAGUUGUUAUUUCUAUUCAGAGUGGUCUUCAUAGGGACAACCUUAAGGACCUUUGAAGGUUCCCCUUCAGCAGAUCUAUAAUUUUAGAGGAAAUAACUUUUUCUAGAAUUUUCGUCAUACUCGGGCAAAGUAGGAAUUUUGGUAAAUGGCUGCUAAAAGGCUCAAAAAAGGUCGCAUAAAGGCUGCAAAAAGAGUCCCUUUACCGAGCCUUCCAUUUUUUCUAGAACGAAAAUCUAAAAAAAAUAGUGGAAAAAAGAGAGGCUGCAAAAAAUGGUGCACAAAAGCCGAUGGAAGGGCGCAAAAUGGCAGCAAAAAAAGAAUAUUUCCCUUUCCCACCCUUCUCCACUUUGCCUAUGUCGGAGUUUUCCGAAAAAUAGGAGAUAUUUCCUUUUCUAGAACACGACCAAGGGAUCUGCGUUUUCGAAGAGACCCGAUCGGCCAUUUUGAUUUUUCUAUACGGAAAUCAUCUACACCAGCAAAUGCUCCCAUUUGUUCCGUUAUUUAUCGAACUUUUCGUCAGUUUAUGCUUCCAGGUUCGUUUUUAACAAAUCUAAAAAAAUAGUAUAGAGGAGUUUUAGAACGCCCACAGCCUUUUCGGGGAAACGGUCGAUUUACGGGCCGAACAUUUGGACGAUAUCCCGGCGAAUUUGACCAAAAAUGACGAGUUUAAGCAACUUGAGGUGAGGGAAAAAGAAAAAAAUCGUUCAAAAUGAUUUUUUUGGCUUGAGAAGUUUGAAGUUUGAGGGCUUAAAAUAAUUUUCAAGCUUUGCAGGUCUGAAAAAAAUUUUCUGAAAAACUUUGAAGGCGAUAAAUUUGCUGAAAUAGAUUAUAAUGAUAAUUUUAAUAAUUUCCCAUGAAAACUAGAAUUUUAGCGAAUUUCAUGGUUUAAUCUUAGUUUAAAAAAAUAUUUUUGAGCCAAAAUUCGAAUUUUUUUCAAGAAAAGAAGCCUUUUUUUGUCGAUUUUUUUCGUUCUCCAAGGAUUUUUUUCUGUAAUUUUUGAAGAAGUUUUUCGAUUUUAAUAUGGUUUUAGAUGCCCUGGAAACUGAUAAAAAAAUCACUUUUUUUCUCUAUUCAGAGAUUUUUAAUGAAAGAGAAAAUGUUCAAAGUCUCGCGGAAUCUGAAUUUUUUUACCUAUUUUUUUGAAUUUUUAAUUACUCUUCAUGUUCUUUAAAAAAAUAACGAGGGUAAAAAGGUCUUUAGAUUUUUUAGGGACCCCUUUUAGGGGUUUUUGUCCGAUUUUUCAAUAAGAUCCUUGUUAAGAAUUUAAUAGAAUUUUUUUCAUUUUUUUACAAGAACUUUGAGGAUAAUUUAGUAAUAAUCAAUUUUUCACAUUAUAUUCCACCUCAGGAAGGCCCCUCGACGAUCGCGGCCCUCAGAAAACUUCGUCUGAACGAUUCGGCAGCAAAAAUGGCGCAUAGUGGUACUCUGACGGCUAGAAACGGACGUCUAAAGAGGAAAUUCGACGGCGUUGACGAAGAGUCGGCCGAGGAGAUCGCUAUGGUUUCCAUUUUUCAGAAUUUUCGUUCUUCAUUUGUUGGAAAUUCGUUUUUUCGCGACCUGAAAUGGGGUGCGAAACGGUUGUGACGCGGUUUUGGCUCGCGGAGCGGUCGCGUCGCGGUUUCGGCGUGCGAAGCGGUUCGCGACGCGGUUUUGGCGCUAAUUUCAAAUUCAUGGAAUAUAAAUGCCAAAGCACUUCCUUUGAAGGCAUGUGAAAAAAGAAAAAGUAAGAUAAACCCCCCAGGAAUUUUUUAAUUUGCGCCGAAAGAAACGUAGAAACGUCAGAGUGGUCCCUUUAGGGGUUAAGGAAAAACAGACCCUACAGAGGAAGAAAUAGUCCUUCCUAAAAAGAGGGAACAUUUAGGUGAUCCCUAUAGGGGUUUAGAGCCUGGUCCCUAAGUUAAUGAAGCUUAAGUGGUCCCUGUAGGGGUCAGCCCAUGAUAAAAUUCUAUCGAUUAAUAUUUUAUUCGAAAUCCCGUGGAAAUGCUUCUGCACAUAGAGUUCAUAGCAAUAAACGACUGAUAUGCGCCCCUAGAGAGGCCUCUUUUGCAAACUUUGGGGUCCCCUUUAGAGGUUAGGGUGUCUCUAUAAGGGAACCUUAAAGAGCACUUAAGGUAUCCCCUUUAGGGGCCACUCUGGCGUCCUUAAGCACGGUCAUUGAGAGCCGUGAAAAGCUCUUUAGAGCCUUGAAAAAUCGAUUGAUUUGAGGAGGAUGAACGACAAAGGCUUUGUGUUCUGUUGGACGCCCUGAGGACGAUGUGUAAGACUGGAAGUAUCGAGACUCAACUCACAAAUGGAAAGCAAUUGGUAAGGAGAAUUAUUUUUUUAUGAAAAAAAGUAGAAGAAAAAAAUGAUACGUUAUAAUGGGAAUAAAUACACAUUUUCUUUCAUUUUUUUCAGGAAAUAUUUCUGUAACAUAGGGUAGGAUAAAAUUAUAAAAAAAAAAAAUCAAAAGUUGAAAAGAAAGUUGCGGUUAAAAUUUUACAGAUUCUAUGCUCCAUGGAGAAGUUGAAAAAGUUGAAAAUGAGCCGCGAAAAAUAGCCCUUUUUUGAGAAUGUAUGCUCAAUGGAGAAAUUAAAUUUUCUUGUCUUUCAAAAUGUAAAAGUUCAGCUCCAAGCUCCAGGUCCAACUUUUUUUAUCCGUGGAGCGCAUAAACUUGUUUUUAAAGACUCUUUUCUCGAAUUUCCAUUCAAACUUGGCAUUUUUGUGAGAUGAAUUUUCAAAUCAGCCAAGCGGACAAAAAAAAUAAGAAAAAUUUUUUUCAUUUAAAAAAACUGCGGCAAAAAAAUGUUCCAGCUUCUAUGCUCCAUGGAUAAUUUGAAAAAAAUUGAAAAUGAGCCGCAGAAAAAGAGUUGACUUUCGAGAAUGUGUGCUCCAUGGCGAAAAAAUUUUUUUGCCCGUUUCUCUGAUUUUGUUGAAGUCCGCGUUUGGAAGAAAAAUAACUUCUGAUUUUUCAAGAAAAAUGUUCUAGUUUCUGUGCUCCAUGGAUAAAUUGAAAAAAUGUAAGCCGAUGUUUUUUGAGAAUGUGUGCUCCAUCGCGAAUUCAAUUUUUUGCGCCUUUUUCUGAUCUUAUCGGCCCACACGUUUCGAAUCAAAGGAGUACUUCAAAUAUUUGUCUUUGAUUUAUCCGUGGAGCGCAUAAACAUUUUUUUUGCGAGGCUAUUUUUUCCAAGUUCUUUUUUGAAUUGUGCAGUUUUUGUGGGACGCUUUUGCCAAGAAAACAAAAAAAGGAUCAUUUUUCGAUUUUCCAGGCCCUUCUCCUAACAGAAAACCUGACGAAAAACGCCGUCGUCGGCGAUUAUAAAUUUGGUGAUUGGGAUGAUGAAUCGGAGAUUAUUUCCAGGUACCUUUGAAGAAAAAAAGAUUACCUGGAAAAUUGAUAAUUACAGGUACAUCGAGGUGAAUGGCCGGAUCGACGCGAGUCCCCUUUGCGACGGACUUUUGAGAAUUCUCUCCGAGACCCGUUGUUAUCCCUACUGUAUGCCAUUGGUUAAGGCCCAAUUGGCCCAAGUUAUGAAAGACGCUGAGGUGAUUCUUGAGGGCAAAUCUUGAAAAAAAGAUCCCGGUAGGGCAAAAACUUAGGUGGUCCCUAAAGGGGCUUAUGGUCCAUGUUCCUAAAGCUCAAUGGUCCCUGUGGGGGUUAGAGAAAAACAGCCUCUGUAGGGGACGAAAAAGUGAUUCCUAUAGGGGUAAAGAUUAGGUGGUCCCUAUAGGAUCUUCCUUCUUUACCCAUGGGAACGCUUCUCCUUCUGCAACAAUAAUUGAAUAGCAUGUCCCCUAUAGGGGUCACUUUUGCAAGGUUUAGUGGUCCCUAUAGGGGAUGGUAAAGUGAUCCCUCGAGGGAAUCUUCAAGGGUCCCUAAGAUCGCCCCUCUAGGGACCUCUCUGGUGUUCCAUGAGUUAAAAAAUAGAAAUCCAACGGUAUCCGUUACAUUAUCAUUCGGAAACGUCAGAAAUCGUGUGGUUUUUACAGAAGUUCGCUAUGAUUUUUAAAGGAGCAUGGUCAGAGAAGCCAUAAAGGUCUCGAGGCGAAGAGCUCUUUUUGAUGUUAUUUUCGGAUUUUUAUGUUAGAAAUCGAAUAUUUCCUUUUGUAAAGGCGAAUCGAGUAGAAAUCCAACAAUUAACAUCAAUUUGAAAGUUUACUAACGUUUUUAAAGGAGCAUAGUCAAGUGUUAUAAAGGUCUCGAGGCGAAUUGCUCUUUUUAGUGGUUUUUACUGCGACUUGGCCGUUUCAAGCCGCGUAAAGUUAGUUAUAUGAUCUAAUUCGAAAAUGCAGAUAGCGCCGGAGGGGGCAAGAAUGUCGGAAGAGAGCCGACAAAGGCUCCACCGUUGGGUAAUGUUGGCGGCGCGUGGCGGGCUCCUGCAUGAGAGGUUCAUCUACAUCUGCGACCUCGAGCAGUUCGCCACCGCCUACGAGACUUUCCUGCUUCUCGGCGAGAUCUGGAGAUAUAUUCAGGUUCGGGAAACUCGACUCGAAAAAUCCUAAAGGGAUUACUAUGACUCAAAAAACCCUAGAGGGCUCACUAUGACUCAAAAAACCCUAGAGGGCUCAGUAAGACUCAAAAAACCCUAGAGGGCUCAGUAAGACUCAAAAAACCCUAGAGGGCUCACUAAGACUCAAAAAAAACCCUAGAGGGCUCACUAUGACUCAAAAAAAGCCCUAGAGGGCUCAGUAAGACUCAAAAAACCCUAGAGGGCUCAGUAAGACUCAAAAAACCCUAGAGGGCUCACUAAGACUCAAAAAAAACCCUAGAGGGCUCACUAUGACUCAAAAAACCCUAGAGGGCUCAGUAAGACUCAAAAAAAACCCUAGAGGGCUCAGUAAGACUCAAAAAACCCUAGAGGGCUCACUAAGACUCAAAAAAAACCCUAGAGGGCUCACUAAGACUCAAAAAACCCUAGAGGGCUCAGUAAGACUCAAAAAACUCUAGAGGGCUCAGUAAGACUCAAAAAACCCUAGAGGGCUCAGUCAGACUCAAAAAACCCUAGAGGGCUCACUAAGACUCAAAAAAACCCUAGAGGGCUCACUAUGACUUAAAAACCCCUAAAGGGCUCACUAUGACCUGAAAAUUUUGGAAAGUAGAUGAAAAUGUCAAAUUUCUCCUUGAGAUUUGGAGAUAUGGUCAAGUUAGGGAAACUCAGCCUAGAAAACCCUAAAAAAGUAAAGAUUCUUCUUGAGGAUGUAGAUUAUUUUAUUACAGAAAAAAGGCCUUUUAUUGCCGACAAUCGACACCUACCAUGAAGACCUGAUGAACGGCGUUGACACCUUGAUACCUGUGAGUUUUUUUAAGAAAAAAAAUGAGAAAAAACCAAAAAAUCCUGAUUUAGCAUUAGAGCGCAUUUGCUUUCGAUCAUGUUGAGUCUUGCAGCGAAAAAUAAGCAUGUAAAAACGGAGGGCGCAGAGAAACAUUUUUCUGUGGGACGUUCUCCUCAUUUCCCAUACUCUCUUUUUUUUUUUGAAUUCUAGCUUUUUGAUAGAAGGUAGAGAGUAUGGAAAAAGGGUAGACGCAGAGAAAUGUUGACUACCUGUUGUCAUUUACAGACGGCCAGGACUCGAAUCUUCCGCUAGAUUUAGAGAGCGUGUAAAACGAAGAGGGCGUAGAGAAAUGUUUCGCUGUAUGGCUUCUCCCAAUUUUCUGUGCUCUCUAGUAUUUUUUAAAGAGUGGUUGAUUUAGCUUCUAGCUUCCAUGAACAGAAGUUAGAGAGUAUGGGAAAAAAAUGGAGAAUUUGCUGUCUAAUUCUCCAUUUUGUUCAUGCUCUCUAGCUCCCCCUCUCUCUAGAAUCUCUAGCAUCACUAACUUCUUUUUAAAAUAGUUUCCAAGAAAAAAAUGAAUUUCUUUUUUUCAGUUGGAAAUUGAGUCGAUGGACAGCUUUUUUUCGAGAUCUAUCGAUUGA